Oikopleura dioica is the source of this 1488-nucleotide messenger RNA. The record is from the annotation of a GenBank genome assembly. NCBI's taxonomy places the organism in Eukaryota, Metazoa, Chordata, Appendicularia, Copelata, Oikopleuridae.
AUGAACGACACGAAGACGAUCAAUGUCGCCAAGAUAAACCGGGAAAGUGGCAAAACUUCAUUCAUUCACUUCAUGAAUGCGGCUCAAUUUGCGAAGAAAAUCGACUUCCUAAAAUCGGCUAUUCGACAUUUCACAAAUGCAUACAAGACCGUCGAAUUUCUCCGAUCUCGGCCAGGCAUUAUCGAAAAAAUCUCCAUCUCAAAGUCGCUCAGCAACUGCUACAAUCGGCUUGGAGAGCUGUACUACAAUUUGGCGAAAGAAGAGAAUCUUCCUUGCGAUGCCGCCCAUGACGUUGAAGCUAUGUUCACCAAACUCAAGCUCGAGAAGGGCGCUGUUUCUAGCUACGAGCAAGCUAUGGUCAAUUUUGUCGAGGCGGUUAGAUACGGAGCAUUGAGUUGCGAUUUUGCAGAUUCUAUCGAAACGGACCUUGAAAAGGAAAAUGACAAGAAAAUUGCUGUUUGCAUUAAUGCCCUCGAACAAAUAAAGGAAAUUUCCAGAUCCGACUACGACUUUAGCUUCAAAGAAAUUGCCCUACCCUAUUUGUCCGCAGGAUUGCUUCUUCUCCCAAAUCAUCUUCAAGUGAAGGCAGUGAGCUUGAUGGAAGUCUGUGAGCAGCUCAACUACGAAGGGCUGAAGUACAAGGAUUACCUUCGAGAAAUUCGUGCGACGCCGUAUGAAAACAUCGAGAACGUACGAACUUGGUUUCAGGACAAAACGAGGCUGGAGAUGUUAUUUCUCAAGGAAAUCGAGUCUCUCUUACCACAUGUCAACAAAGAGGUUCUAUCGGAGGAAAAGAAGGAUGAGCUCAACGAAAUGCUCUUGGAGCUUGAAGACAACCUCUCUCGAACAGCAGGCCUCCAAAACUUAUACCAAGCAAGGGAACUGAUGAGCAGAGCCAUCAAAAAUAGAAGACGUCAAGCAGGUGUUAUUGACGCGUUGGACCUAAUGAAAAGAGGAUAUGACCAGACUAUCGACAUCGACCAGAAAGCAAGAUGCGUUAUUGCCGCUGAGAUGGCGUACGUCUACGUCGAAUUUGAUGAGCGACCGCACGCUAAAAUCAAAGCCAAGGAGUACUACAAGGAGUGCAUGCGUCUGGCUCUCGAAAAUGGCUACACCAAGGAAUUCUACUGGUUGAAGAGAGCUAGAGAAUAUCUCGCUAAAGUCGCCGCGGAGAUGACUCAUUUUGGAGUUACAUUCAAGCCAUCCAAAAAGGGUGCCGAAGUUAUUGAGAGAUUCAAAAAAGAGGACUUCAGCAGCAAGCCCCCAGCGAAAUUCCUCAAUUACUUGGCUAGAAAUCACCCUCCGAAGAGAGGCACAAUGCCCAAAGUUACAGGAACCGCCGAAAACAUCAAGGACUGCCUUACAAAAGCGACGCGAUUGUAUCAUCCGGACAGAAACUCAAAAUACGAUGACGAUUGGAAGGCUCUCUGUGAGCAAAUUUCUAUGGUCGCGAACAACUUGUACUCCGGAUCCGUGAAGGGCAUCUAA